GAGCCUCUGCCUCAUCUUCUGUAUGGCGGCCCGUGGCCUUUGCUUUCCUCGCUUUGUGCCUGGUGCUGCUGACGGGGCUGGUAGCCUUGCUGGGCCUGUUUUUUCAGGUUUCCAAGAAUCCAGAGGAAGGAAAGAAGCUGCAGGAAAUUAAGGAAGCACUGUGUUUUGAAGGGAAGGAGAACAAUGAAACAGAUUGUGCUCUCUGUCCAGCAAGCUGGCAAAACGGUGGAACUGACAACUGCUUCUACAUUUCAAAGCAAAAGAAAACAUGGAAGCAAAGCCAAGAGUUCUGUUCCUCGAGAAACUCCACUCUCCUUGUGCUAAAAGACAAAGCAAAGAUGGUUUAUCUGCCCCAGGAUCCACAGUUUUACUGGGUUGGAUUAUCAUACGUAUCUGAAAGGAACAGCUGGUACUGGGAGGAUGGAACAGCUUUUUCAAAAGAAGCGACAAACUGGGUUGUGUUAUAUGACAACAUCUUUUGUGCCUCCUUAUAUGGACAUAAUAUUUAUGCCAGCCAGCCUUGUUCAACAAAGCAAUUCUGGAUCUGUGAGAAAGUGGCUGUUCACGUCACCUGA
Messenger RNA from Phaethon lepturus (White-tailed tropicbird), 575 nucleotides. RefSeq names its product natural killer cells antigen CD94-like. Lineage: Eukaryota; Metazoa; Chordata; Aves; Phaethontiformes; Phaethontidae. The record is from RefSeq and is a predicted model, not a curated record. The annotation marks the transcript as partial. The transcript is spliced from 5 exons.